Messenger RNA from Daphnia pulicaria, 14742 nucleotides. RefSeq lists its product as uncharacterized. The coding region runs from base 107 to 14083 and encodes 4658 amino acids. The transcript has 13 exons. Gene Ontology annotation, molecular function: ATP hydrolysis activity; ubiquitin-protein transferase activity. NCBI's taxonomy places the organism in Eukaryota, Metazoa, Arthropoda, Branchiopoda, Diplostraca, Daphniidae. The record is from RefSeq and is a predicted model, not a curated record.
CCUGACGAAGAGAAGGAAAAGUCAACGUCAAACCUUUUCAAUGAGAGAAACAAUUCCGGAAAAUCUUUCAGGACAAUCAGAACCAAAAUUGCUUGUGCUCUGAAGAAUGGGCGGAGGUGAAAAAAGACGACCGGAAAAUGAUGGCAAAUUUGGGCAGGAAGAGCCCACCAAAACUGAUGACCGAGAAUUGUACAAUUCUCCAAAACCAAAGAAGAUUCAGAAAGUGGAAGAAGACGUCACAUUCUAUCACCAUGAAGGCUGUAUAAAAAUAGAAAUCGAGGUUGACGAUCAGCUGGAGUCCAAUGCCAAAGAUUCUGAAUCCAAAACUAAACAUGAUGAGGAAGAUAACAUCUUGAUUAGAGAUGAUCGAAAUUCCUGCUGUAACUCUCCAGAAAUCAAGAAUGUGAAAAAUGUUAACAUCAAAAUUGAAAUCGGGGUUGAAGACCGAGAUUCAUCUUCUGUUCCUGCGACAUCAUCAGAUACCAGCAAUCAUGCUGUUGAAAAGAAGGUGAGCUUCAAUAGAAAUCCGAGCCUACCUGCGGACGAAAUUGAAUUAAUUGACUUAACCGAAGAUCCAGCUGAUUUAAUUACAAUUGAUUCGGAAACCGAUGAUGACGUGUCCGAGAUCGGUAGGAAAGGAUUCGAAGAGCCUGCCACCAACGUAUUAGAAAAGAGAGCAUCUAUCAAAGUAGAAACGCAAGAACUCUCACCAACGUUUGAUGAAAUAGAAAUUGACGAGGAGACCGACUCAAAUGUCAAUAAUGUAGUAAUAGUUAAAGUUGAAGAACCUGCAUUGGCAGCUACAGAAUUCCUUGCAGCACCUGAUACCGAAGAUGACGUGUCCGAGAUCGGUAAGGAAAGAUUCGAAGAACCGGCCAGCAGCUUAUUAGAAGAGAGAGCAUCCAUAAAAGUGGAAACGGAAGAACUCUCACCAACUUUUGAUGGAGAAGAAAUUGAAGUGGAGACCGACUCAAAUGUCAAUAAUGUAUUGGUUGAAGAAUCGUCUGCAUUAACAGCUACCGUAUACAUUGCAGCACCGUUGAUUGAAAAUCAUAUCUUGGAGAUAAUUGGAGAAGAUAAACAUUUAGGAGAAUGGGCACAUCCUCAAGGAAAAUUUGAAUCAGUCAUUGAAAUCAACGCGGAUUUGCGGAUAUUCAAGGGAAUUAUUCCGGUCCCUUCGCAGAUUCGCUCAAAAUUCAAAUUUGUGCACACUACUACCGAUGAUAAUACAAUCGAAUAUGAAGGAGAUGGACAGCGGGACAACCGGACGGACGAAUUGCUUCCUGACACUUGGCAUUUUUUUAUUUUCAAGACCAAAUCUAAUAGAUCCGUGAUUUCAAAAUUUUUGAGAAACUUGAAAACGUUUAAUCAGAAAUCAGAGCCUAGAGAAAAAAUAGCAUUCGAGUUUUUCAACAUUGUUUUCAACCACACAUGUGAAAACUUAUUACCAGAUUGGAAUCGUGCUUUCGAUUUUCUGGUUGAUUCUGUGCAAAAGAUAACGACAACUGCAGGCACUUGCUCUUCCGAUGGUUUUCGGCAGUUUCUUAAUGAGUGGAUUCAGAAACCAGAACUGCAAGUAAAUUUUGACCUGUUGAUCCUGUUGCUAAUAGGAGUUUACAAGAUGGAUAUUUAUUCGCCAAAAUUAAGAGAAAUGUUGGAGCUCAAAAGCAAAGAAUUCUCGAAAUAUUUGCAUAACUUCAUUACUAAUGUCAAAUUCAACCACCAAGAUUUUAAUGACAUUUUGGAGAAAAUUGCCAUCCGGGCUGGGCGUGAAUUUUGGUGGAUUCUCUUCCGCAUCAAUCGUCAUUCAGCAGCUAUCAAAAGAUACCAACGCAAGGAGCUGUUUCAGUCCAUACUCAAGAGCCUAGAAGAAAUCCCUGAAGUAUUGCUGGAUAACUCAGAAAGCGCUGCUCGAGUUGUCGAUUUUUUAAUUCAGUGGAACGACAUUGACGAACUUUACUUUCAUCUGCGACCAAUCUUGACCAAAAGUCCCAAGUACAAGCAACUUCUGGAUCCACUUCUGCUGAAACAUCUUCUGAUACACAAGACUAGCAUCGAAGACUUGAGAAGAAUUCUUCGGUCUGAUUUUAUGAGCGACGCCCAUCAAACUUUUCUACCCAAAGAAAUUGCUGGUGUGAAUGGAGGAGGAGAAAAAGAGAGGAUUGUAUUCGAUGAGUCUAUCAAGUUCAUUUUCAAUCAGAGUAUUUCGAACUUGGUGAAACUGGCUUGUUGCACUCCCAUUUACAUGUUGCCAGUUGUAGUGCCCGUCGUCGAAGAGAUUGCCUGUCUGAAAUUGAAAGAAACAUCAAAUUUUAACAAGGAAGAAUAUCGAUUCUUUGCCGAACUGGAAGAAAGCGGCCUCAAAAAUUUCCCGCAGACUAAAAAACUGAUCGAAUCAAAAGUGCUGGACAUGGCAGCUAAACAUGUGAAAUUGGGCUUCUUUCAGGAUGUUCCUUCAUUGAAACUCAUUUUACUCGGAUUGGCGCAGCGAGAAGACACUCCCUUUCUCGUAUGUCCCAGCAUCGCUGAUCUUCAAAAUGCUAUGAGCAAAUUGCCUAGAAAAUUUUUCCAGAACCUGCAUUUGAUUCUCAAGAAACCUGGUGUUUGCGUGGACAAAGUUUUGAAGCCUUUCCGAAAAGGAGAUACCAAGGAAAUUGUCGAGAAACUGGAGAAUCAUUUCGAUCAGUUGGAAGAAAUCCUCAACAAAAUUCAAAGCAGAAGCAUUCCUAUGAUUGAAUUUGCUAUUCUUCAGGACCCACAAGUGCUUGACUGUCUGAAAGGUGUUGGCUUCACAGAGCGGAAGCAAGCCGACUUCCGUCAAGAGGUCCAAGAAUUGCGAGGUCGCCGUAAGCUGUUCGUGUUACUCUACAGUAGAUUUGCUCGUUUAAAUGUAGUCACCACUAGAGAAGCCGAAAGCGACGAACAUUUGGAAGAUGGUGAAGAAGAUGUCAUUGCAUCCGAAACUAUCCAAAUCUUACAUCCGCUAGAGUGGGAGGAGGGAUACCUGAAGGCAGUUGAUUCUGGGAGAAGUAGUCUAACCUUGAAAGAAGCACUGGAUUUGUCGUUACCUAUGCAAAUGACAGACGCUCAGUGGCUGUUUGAAAUCAGAGAAUGUUCAUUAUUCAUGAACAAAGUAUGGAAACCAAUGGUCAAGGAUCUGCAAGGCAUCAAAGGCUGUGUCGUUUUCAUGGAAGAAGAAGUAUCGGAUUCAACGGUGUCGGAGAGGUAUCCGUUGUCCAAAGAAGAUUUUCACGUCCUUGUAUGCGAAUGUGCCUCCGAAUGGAAGGACUUGGCCCGCACUGUUGCAGAAGGCACCGCAUCAUUCAAGCAAAUGGAAGAAAUUAUCAUGAUAUCUCCCGAUCCCGAUGUUCUUUCGCGAAAACAUUUACAUGGCCUAGUAAUCGAAGGUGUUUCUGUAGCUUACCGAAAUUUUAAAACCCUUCAAGAGCUGCGACACUUUAUUAGUCCAUUCGUGACGGCCCUUCGGUUCUUCACCAUCUGCGAACGAGGCCCAAUUGAAAACAUGUAUCAUUUUGUCCAGAGUAAUUUGUUGAAUCAGUGGGAAACAAUGACUCUGGCGCAAAUCACAGAAAAAGGAAUCCUCAGGAUUUUGCAGGAAGAUCUCAACAUCGAUUCAGAACGGCCAGAAACCCGAGAGGCGAUGCAGUUUGUUAGUUCCUUGGUAACAGACGGAAAUUCUUCCCCUCUUAUUGAAUGGUUGAGAGAGAAAAACGAAAAUGACAUGGAAGCCAUGGGGAAAAUUCUACAAGGCACUUUGCUUGUUGCAUACGGUCAACUCCAGACACUUCGGACUCGAAUCGCACCUUUUCUCCAGAAAAAGUUCAAAACGUAUCGGGAUCUAUUGAAAGUUGUUCGGGUUUCAGAAGAACGUUUUGCCCAGCGCCUUUCUGGCCGCGUUCAGCCGAUUGAUUGCAAAUGGCUGGCUAAUAUGCUUCCCGAAAUUCAAGCUGCUGUUCGCGCCAGUAUAAUUUCACCAUCUGAAGAUGCCAAAGAAAAACUGGCCAAGCUCCGCACAGUUGUUAUCGAUCCUCAAAGCGAAUCCUACUCGAUCGAAAUCCGCUUAGAACCGACUGGAUCGCUUUCAAUGGAAGAACUCAAACAAGCUUUCCAGCUGCUGGAUAUGGCAGUGGACAUUUCUGUGGCGGACGGCAGUCACAAUACGGAAGACUUGGUGGGUCGUACCAGACGAAACGUCGGACAAAUCGAGCAACUUUCCGAAGUGUUUGGUCUUCUUUUCGCUUCCGGAUGCAUCUCUUAUACUUUCCGUAAGCGGAUCGUCAUUGAAUUGGCUGAUUUGGAAAAGGAGAUUGAUGGACUGAGUGCCAAGCUUGCAGAAUGGAAUCAACGGUGGAAAGAAAUCGAAGAAAUGUCUCUUUUAGCGCUCUUCUCUCGCGGUUACCUUCUCCAGUUGGCCGAUUUGAUUGGCCGGAACCAAAUAGAAGAUGUCCUCUCAAUUUUGAAAAUUCUACUGCCUUCGGCGACAGUCAAAAUGGAAACACUAGUCAAUCAACUGGUUCAAGAAGCACCUCGCAUCAGCGACACAACGGGUUGGCUGUCAACCGCUCAGCUGUUUCAAAUUCUCCGUGAUCUACACCGACUAAUUGAAGCCGUCUUCCACGAGAGAAGUCAAGAUCUCGCCCUCCCGGCAUUCCUCAUCUCUUACGGUCGAACAUUAAAGUCUCAUUUUAUCGACAAAUCAGUCGUCAUCUUGAACGUUUCACGAGAACUACUGGUCGGAAGUGCCUUGGCCGCCUACAUUUCACUGACUCGCCAACCAUUAGAGCCCAGCCGAAUCCUUUUCGUGACGACAAAUACGGACAAGCUGGAAGUCGAACGAUUCAUGAAACUUUGGUCUGUAGCCAAUGUUGAAAAAGACUUUUUCAUUAUUGUUCAUGUCGAGAGGCUUACCGUCGCCGGCGCUAGUGCCGUCCGAGAUGGAGUUGAUCGUGUCUUGCCGGAACGACGUACUAAACUCUUGCUACUAGCUCAGCAUCAUCACCGUGUCCAGUCAACGAAAUCGCUCGGCGCCCGCCUUGGUCUCAUUUCCGAUCGUCUGCUAGAGAUCAACUUCACUACUGACCAACUGCGUCAGUGCUUUUCUAGUCUUUUGCCGAAUGCAGCGAAUCUUCAUUUCUUCACGUCGAAAUUGCCCGGUUGCGGCAAGAGCCAGCAAGCUAUGCAAAAAGCAUCGAAUCUAGUGCCAACCCCUGAUUAUUAUCGCAUAUGUGUGAGGAUCGGCUCCGUCGAGGAACUGCUGGCCAGUUUGAAGAAAAUCGAAAAUCUUUCUAGUCAAUCGAGGAAACGAUUCGCUUAUCUUCAUCUAGAUAUCGCCCAUUCUGUCUCCCUCGAGUUCAACGACAUUUUGAUCUCUUUACUCAUCCAUGGAGCUCUCUACGAUCCAAAAAAAGCCAAAUUAGGAUUUUGGUUGAUCUCUCCGCAGACCAGCAUCGCCCUGGAAUUCGCCUCUCCUUUCGGAGUGAAUGAAUUUCCCAUCAUUGCUUACUUGGGUAAACAUAAGAUUUGUGAAUGCGAAAGGUCUCUUUUCACCUAUGAUUUAGCCGAGAUGCCACUAGUUGUUGGUCAACCCAUUUCCAUCAAUCGCUCCAACGCUCUUGUAGCUGCUGGCAAAUUUCUGCGGCUUAAGGAAGAUGGACAAGGCGGAUUGAAUGCGUGGGACUAUAUUUGUUUAGAACCCGAAACCAUUUCGGCAGUGCCUUUUCCAGAAGAACUAACCUUCGAUCUUUUAGUGGCCGCCUUCCAGCAUCCAGAAAAUCGAACUGCUCCCACUUUCACAGCUCUAAACGCAAUGGCCUCCUUCCUUUACCGCCAUAUCUCUGCCAUGAUUCAUAGUAUGUGGUUUAAUGGCUCUGCUGUGCACCUGUUUGAACGCGAAGAUUUGGCUCGAGUCUUCAAACUCAAUGUUUUCAACAUGUUACUCAAAGUGGCCAAUGACAGCAUUGCCCGUUGCUGGUCGAUGGUCAAUCAUGGAAAGAAACUGGCCGAAAUGGACUGGACCAAUCGUCAAAGGGCAAUGUUUCUGCUCGGACUCGAUGAGCACGGAUUAGUCACCGGGAUGAACAUUGUCGGACGUGACGCGGACGCUUUGAAAAAUAUGUUUCACACCUGCUUGCUGCCCAUUCUGCAGCAGCAGUGUCUCCGUUUCCAAGAACUCCGCGGAUGUAGAAAUUUAAUGGAAAACACGGAAGGCACCGAAGUGAUUCUCAAUGCCAUGAGGUCUCUCUUGCUUCUGGAUGGGACCGCCACUAGUAUCUCAAAAGUUCAUCAAAUGGACAGCCACCCCAAAAACACUCCUGCUAGUCAACGUUUGCUCGAACUCACAGGAAAAGAACAAGGGUACGUGCUGACGGGUGAUAAUAUCACGAAAAUGAUGUUCGCCCUUUAUCGGAUUCGCUGUGGCCUACCGGUGGUAGCUUUUGGAGAAGCUGGCGUUGGCAAAAGCGCUCUAUUCCGCUUCCUGAUUCAGACGUUACUGGGACAUACAUUCGAAGUGUUCAACGUCAACAGCGGGACGUCCAUCCAGCAUGUCAAAGAGAGCAUUGAAUGUGCUGUAACUAUUGUCAUGAUGAAUCCCGAAGCUCAAGUGUUCCUCUUUUUCGACGAAAUGAACACGGCCGAUCCUCCUGUCAUCGCUUUCUUCAAAGAGUUGAUGCUCGAUCGCCACUGUCACGGAACUGUUUUGCCGAAAAAUUUACAUUUGAUGGGCGCUGCCAAUCCUUACCGAUUUCUGCAAGAGGCCGAUAAGGAAGCCGCUGUCGGAUUGGCUUUUCGCUUUGCCCAGACGACCCAAGAUGGAAAUGGCGCCAGCGCCCGCACUACUGGCGACUUGGUUUACCGCGUCAAUGAGUUACCAAUCGCCUUCUACGAUCACAUCUACGACUUUGGACAUCUUUGCAGCGAGGCUGAAGACACUUACAUCGAUGAAAUCUGUCAACACGGACUACCAAUAUCCAUCUUCUUCCCGGCCUGCGUCACAUGGUUCUCCGGUCUCAUUCAAAAGAGUCACCGAGUAGCAAGAGCAUUGAGUGUCGAUCCAGAGUCGGCCGUGUCUCUUCGUGAUGCCACCCGAGCAGUUCAACUCUUCCGCUGGUUCUGUCAAUCUCCGGCUGGGCAAAAAUUGUCGCAAAUUGAUGUGGCAAAAGCAUCUGAUUUGACCAUCUAUCUAGUCUACGCUUUCCGAUUCCGUAAUCGUAAGAUAUUCUUGGAGAAUGUCUUUGGAAAAAAUCAAACCGCCUCCAAGAAUAUGACUGAAGUGUCCAGAAUUAUCGCCCAAAUGCUGUACGAGCAGGCACACGGAGCUUCCAUUGGUUCCGGCGCCAUUGCGUUGAACGACGCCCUUUGCGAGAAUCUUUUCGCCUUGUACGUUUGCGUACUAAAUGGAAUUUUCUUGAUUAUUGUCGGACGCCCUGGAUCAUCGAAAUCUUUGUCAGUGGAAAUCCUCAAGCUGGUUCUAUCUCCUGGCAACCACACGCUACGGCACAGUUUAGGAGAUUUGCCGGCCAUCACUGAACUUUAUUUCCAGUGCUCUCCACUUUCAACAUCUUCCGGAUUCAAAGCUCUUUUCGAAUCGGCCCAGCGACUCAGUGUUGACCCGAAGACUAUGCUGGCCAUGGUGGUGCUGGAUGAACUCGGCCUGGCUGAUAUGUCGCCAGAAAAACCAAUCAAAGUGUUGCACGCCGAACUAGAACGCCAAUCAGUUUUGACAUCCGGCGAAAAGCAACAAUCCCCCUACUCGGUAGUUGCCCUCAGUAAUUGGGUGGUGGACGCCGCGCAGGUGAAUCGCGGUAUCCUGAUUUUACGUACGCAAGCUGACAAGAAGGAUCUACUGGGAUCGGCCGAACAGUUGGCCGAUUCUUUAAUCGCCAAGUACGUGAAAGAAUCGAAAAGGAAGCGCAUCCGUUACAUGUUGACGGAAAGUCUAACAAGUAUCGUCAAUACCUACGAAGAAUUGGAUAAAAGAGAAGAUAUUGGUGGCGGACAUUUCUUCUCCAUGAGAGAUUUUUUCUUCUGCGUCAAGAAUUUCGUCUGCUCUGUGUUUGAAUCGGCCAACCAGAUGGAAGACUUUCGUGAACUGAAUAUUUCACAACAUUUUUUAAUUCAGUCGGUCAUUCGAAACUUUGGUGGCCAUGAAAAAGCCCGAAAUCUGGUCAGGAAUUGCAUGGCGGACUACCUCCGAAUGAACGUAAUGACCAUACCAAUUACGUCACCACUGGAUCUCAUCGUCUCGAACAUCCAGGAUUCUUCUAAACCGUUAUCAAUUCACAUCGCCAGACAUUUGAUGAUUCUCAACCGAUCUCUGAUUGGUUUACAACUGCUCAACCGCCACGUCAAAAGUAAAUUGGAAAAUGGCAUGAGCUGGAACGUUCUCUUCGGUUCCUGUUUCCCCGGCGAUCUACAAGUGACAGCCGUGACGAGAAAAUUGCGCCAAGUGGAGCAAGCCAUCCGGACAGGUGGCGUGCUUAUCCUUUGCCACGCAGAUCAACUCUUCGAAUCCCUUUACAUGGUCCUCAAUCAACAGUACUGGGCCCAGGGAGAGGUUACCAUGACUCAGAUCGCUCUCGGUCCUUCCAUCCGAGCCAUUGCUCUUCCCAGCGGCCCAUUUCGAAUCAUCGCCCUGCAGGAUACUGACGUAGCACUCAAUCGAGAGUUAAUGUCUCCAGCCAUCUUGUCCAGAUUUGAAAAGCAUGAAUUGAGGCCGUCGCACCUUCUGGAUGACGCCGGGCAGACUUGGCUCCACGGUGUCGAAUCCCAUUCCGUCUGGCUUGCUGUUCCAGAGGCGAUCAAGAGACAGAAACUUAUUUCUGGAUACCACGAAGAAUCUUUCGCCUCGCUAGCUCUUCAUUUGCAAGACAGAGGCAUUCCUAUGGAAGUGGAACAAGACGAAGAAGAGGAUCCCAACAGUGCAAAUUCCAUCUGGAUGCGAGCUGUCAACCCAAUGGCCAUGAUCAAAUUGGAACGUGAUUCCAUCACCCGCCAUCCGGAAUUGCAGGGCGUCUGCCGACGAUAUCGCCACAGCUUUGUUUUGGAAAGCCUCGAUGACGCUCUUCAGAAUAUCAAAUCAAAACGGAUGGUCGUCAUGACCAACACGCUUCGCCAUUUGGAGAUUAAGCCGAUCGACUCGUCCCGUUUUAACCAUUCCGUGAUCCAACUUUUCGACGUCCAAACUGAGCUUGAACUCGUACGACAGCUGGAAUCGAUCAGUGACGAAGAUUUAAGCGAUCCUGACUUUUGUCUCCUCGUCCAGUACGACGCGGUGACUGGUCCGAUCGAGCAAUUUCAACUGGCCAAAUACGAAGUGGAACAGCGUUUUGAGAAAACCGAAUGCCGCGUCAUUUUCAUCGUUCACGUCGAUCCUCGUCCAGCUGGUAUCCACUGGGUCUUUUCGUUUGGUGACAGUUGGAAUUACUGUUUCGUCGACGAAGUCGUUCACAGUGGCCCAGCCGACCAGCAUAAAAUCUCGCUGAGGGAGUUGGUUCAAUCGCCUUCUGACCAACCUUUGUCGAGCUUUAUCGAGGAAAUGUCGAUUGAUUCUUUCAAGUCAUUGCUGCUGGAAAUGCUCGGUCCAGUUUUACAAACAAGUCUGGCUAGCUUACGGUUAAGCUUGGGCCAGUUCUACAGUGGUGUACGGACGGCCUUGGGACUGCAGGGCAAUCAACUCUUGAUUGAAUUACUGAAAGAGUGUUUGCUGGCACAGCUAAUGAAGAACCAAAUCACCUGGAAUGUGGUCGAUGCCGUAAACGACGCCAGCUUCGAUUCAUCGUCGUCGUUAACAGAAGGCUUGUGGGGUGUUUUCAAACACAAAAUCAGCAAUCCACUGGCUCAUCUUUUACUUGUCAGUGACGUCUGGCGCAUUUCUGACCAGUCCUCAACAAAGCUGUGGUGUGAUUUCGUCAACGCCAACUAUCCUGACCGACUGAUGUCGCUCAAUUCAUCCGAUUCCCUUGUCCAAAUGCCAAUUGGUUUCCGCACUUGCACGCAACCCUUCGGUCGCUUACUGGCGUCUUUCGACACCCAUCUUAACGGACCGUUACAGUGGCUUCUUGAUCGUGUCUCUAAAAGCGAAGAUGCAAAAUCACAGGAAAUUAAAGAAGCUUAUUUCCUAGAUUGGUUUUUACUUCGUAUCCCUCCACAUUUACACCACUGUUUGAAAAAAUUGCCCUUGUCGAAGAUGAGUUAUAUUGUGGACAAUAUGUUUGAAGACCCGAAGAAUUUUUUCAUCGAGUGGGAACAGCGCGAAGCUGAUGUGGUUGCUGCUCUUGAACUGGCCAGCAUUGCGUCGUUCGCCAAGGCGGAUGUGACUGAUGGUGACAUUUGGGGCAGUGCUACUGGCCGGAUGCGUAAUUGGACAUUUUUCACGGAGACUGCGACUCGUUUGUCACUCGCGUCAUUGGCUUCUUCAGAUACCCUCAAUUCUCAAGGGAAAUUUAUGCAAGCAGUUUCAUCCAUCGAAGUGAGUCCGGCCCUGUCGAGUUUGUUGGAUCGCGUCGACGACUUGCCACAAGUUUGGCUGGGCUUGAGAAUCAUGAAAUGUGUCUUGUUAUUUGAUCCCGAGUCGAAAAUUAAACUUCCGGAUUUGCAAGUUUCGACGCCCAAGAGACUCUUUGAGAAACUGACCGAGUUAGUUGUCACUUCGAUCAUUCGGCCAAGAGUUGCUACUGGAAACGAAGCAAGAAGAUUCGUCCGCCAGGCCGAUUUGUACGCAUUGCUUAAGAGCACGUCAACUUGUGAUUCUCCUAAAGAACUUGCUAAAAUUCUAAGAGAAUGUCCCACAAAUAAUUCCAUCGUACUGCUAGAAGAAAAUGUCGACAAUGCAGGGCGUUGCUCAAGUUGCACUCAUCCCCUGAGUGCAGAAGAAGGCCAGUUCCUCCAUUUAAUGGCACCCAGUGCCGAAACAGUCGAAUUACUAUUUCAAGAUCACCAAAAAUUCAUGUUCUUCUUCGAACGAGUGGCCGAGCUCUUUAUCCAACAGCACAAGAACAAUCCGCACGACAUCCGGGAUUUCCUGCAAUUUCUUCUAAGUUCCGAUUCCCGUCUUCGAGUGUCAUGGCGCUUUUUGACCGUCAUCAUACGCACAGUCUUAUCAACUCGAUCCGGCGUUAGAAUCAUCGACGAGCUUCUGUUGGCGAUUCGUUGCAACUGGAUAACUCGAGAAUUGAAUGUCAAUGUGCAAAGUUUCUUGCGAGCAUUAAUCGCUUGUGCCGACCAAGAUGUCUGGAAGAAGCCCAACCAAGAGCCAUCCGAAGAUGUCAUUCAAGCAGCCAUGACUGGCGACUGGACUGUUGGUCGCAUUCGAAAAUUAGCACUCAUCCGCCAGCAACUGUCUAUGAAUGCAGGUGGAGCUGAAACGGCCAUCAUUCAGUGGUCUCGUUGGCGGAAAAAUCAAUCUGAUCAAUCCGUCACAGACGCUUUGCUCUUCUUCAUCUUGCGCUUCACUUCCGGCGAAGGAGAUCAGACUCGAUUGAGCAAUAUGCUCCGCCAUCCAAGAAUAGCCAAAGAACUGAGCCACCACAAAUUUAUUAGUGAUUACAUCGCUACACUAUCUCCGCUCUCUCUCGGAUUCCCUCUGCAGUCUGCAGACUUCACGGCCAAUCCUUUUCAAGAACGCUUGAUGAGCGGAAGUCUCUUGGAUGUAUUCGCCUUUCAACAUUAUCCUAUUCUACUAGAAUUCCAACCGGACUGGGCUCCUUUCAUCGCCCGAUUGGCCUACCACGCCAACGAUGUCUCCGUGACGAAGAAACUCUGUUUCCUGAGAGUAAUGACUACUAAUCUGAUCGCUUCAGCCGAAUUUCUGUUACCUGGUGUCGACAAUCAUCCCUACCUGCCCAGUUUCACCUUGGAACCAACUCGUUGGUAUCUUUGCAGCUGCGGUACCUUGAAUUGCGUUGGCAACUGUGGGCGGCCAAUGGUAACAUCUACUUGUGUGAAUUGUCGUGUUGCGCUGGGUCACAAUCACAUUGUUCGUGCGGGAGUUCGAUCGGCCACUGUCCGGGAUUUUCAAUCACCCCAUGGCUUUCAUGUGACACGAGCGCCAGCCUUGAUGGCAACUUUUUUCGUCAGAAAUUGUUCACCGAUCGUUACCCGAUUUGCCCUUUUGCUCAAUUCUUUGGCUUUGAUGAAUGCUGCUUUGAAUCCUCGGACGACCCCUGAGGCAAUUUCUCAAUUUCUACUUACGUUGCCGCUGACUGAGCGCAAGGAAAAUGAAGAUCGUCGUUCGUUCAUUCAACUCCUGUCGAAUCACAUCGUCGUUCACCUAGACCUUCUUUGCCAGUUACUGGUGACCUCUAGACCGCAACUUAGCAUGACGGACAAGUUCCGCAUCGGGCACUUGUUACUUCACAAAUUGCUGGAUUCGAUUGACGGCUCGUUUACGGCAAAUGCGGCCAACUACGCAAGCGGACCACGGGCGAGAGAAGAUUUUGAAAAUGGUUUAUCCCGACUGCUAAUUCAACAGACGAAUCUGGAUGUCGAACUUGAUAACAUUGCCGGACCUUCGAAAGCCUUUCAUCAAUCCUUGCUGAAAAAUGAAACUUCCUACUGGGCCUACGCUAGAAGAGUCUUUGCAGAUCGACAAUCCGUUCAACUAGAACUCGCCAGAAACGGCCUAUUGCGCCUCAAUUUCCCGUUCCUGAAUUUCCUGCUGGAUGACGAAAAUGGAAUGCGAAAGCUGAACGCUUUGCAAUACCUUGGCGAAGCUAUGCGUUUCGUCGCUCUUGUUCGAACCGUUUUACUUGGCGAAAUAACUCUAGAAGAAGCUAAUCGUAUGACCAUCGCCCAGGGAUUGGAAAAGAUCACGGAAAUCGUUUUGCAGAAAACGAUCCUUCUGGAUCGAGGACGUCCGGUUGCCUCCCGAGACCACGUGAUGCAUCUCUUUGACGGCUUCAAACAACUGUGGGAUCGAUUCAGUCAGUUGGAAAACGCGGAGAAGAAAACUUUCUUGGAUUAUUUCGAGUGCCAACAAGUCGAUGUCAAUGUCCGACCCAAAACGGUUUUGGACGAAACAGCUCCUGUGAUCCUGAUUUGUGCCGGCAGUGAAUUGCCUGAGACUACAUUCAGCUGUCAAUUAUUGAGUCAUGCGGUGGAAGCCGCAUCGUCCAUCGCUCUCACAGACUUCAUCCAGCCUCUUUGCCGGGCAGGCUCGGGCCGUGUUCGCAUCUCUUGUAGCAGUGCAGCAGCUUUGGCCGACUUUGAUGAGUCUUUAUACGCUCACGUGCCCACUGAAGAAGUCGAUCGUUUUAUCCGUGAUCACGUCAUCGACCGACUCACCCUCCAACUAGCAGAGUCAUUUGCUGUGGCUGCCGUUUUGGGGUCGGCAGGCAGUACUAUUGCAGAAGAUUUGGCACUUGACGUCAUCCCCGAAUUUGUUUUCAAAGAUGACAUGGAAUCGGGCAAUUAUCUGGUAGUCCUUGAGCGAAGAUCGAUAGUUUGGCAGCCAUCGUCGAUUCCACCCCAGUUACAAGAACUCAUCCUUGCCGAUUUGGAGAAAAACCGUAGCUUAGCUGAGGCUCGAUCUGUUCUCAUAUCUGCCAUUACACAUCUUCACUCGAAUACGGAGCCGCUCAUCAUCAGCAAAGUGCGAAAUCAUUACAUUUCGGACGUUUUGGAGGAGCUGAUGCAUGCGCAAAUCCUGACCGAGCGACACAUGUCCAACGCCACACUCAGCGUUCUCAAUCGCUAUUUGAGAUUGCAAGUUCGUCACGUGUUUGGUUUACUUAAAGCCAUCAUGGCGCGUAUGAAAGGUGACGAUAUUUUUGGCGGACGAAUCCCCGAGGGCUGGACUGCGGUUUUGUCUGAAGAUUUGGCCAAAUUGACGAGCCAGAAAUUGCGUGCCGAUGCAGAGGCUGGCGGAAUUCUAGAUACUUUACUGCAAAUGGUGAAUAUUGUUACAACUUCGCAACCUGUCCCUGUGUGGCUCACCCCUGAAAAUUCUUUGCUGUACGCCAUUCGACAAAUUGAAGGUCCCGAAUGGGAUGGAAUUCCUGUUGAGCUAAAAAUGGAAAAUCUCGGACAUUUACUUCUGAUUGCCGAGUCACUUGCCAAAAAAUAAGCCUUAGUUUCUUAAUUGUACUCAGGAACGUUUCAAAACGUCUUUCAUUUGUCAUGUCUUUCAUUUGUCAUGUAAUUAACUAUAGCAAAGUCACCGCAGUUAUUUUUAAUCAUUAAUCAAUCAAAAUUUCUGAAGCCGAGCUUUCUAAUUCGAAUUGUUUUUAUUUCUUGAUUGCGCAAUUUGAGAAUCACUAGUGAAAGCAGUUAAAAGUAAUAAAACAUGUACUGUACAUAUGCUCAAUUAUCUUUACAAUUAUUCAACCAAGAAAAUCAAUAAACAAUUUUUUUAAAUUGUAAAUUUAUUUUUAUUUGAAACUUGCUCAUGCAUAUGAGAUGUGACCAAGUGAAACAAUAUGAAUUUAUUUUACUAAUUCAGUUGGAAAGAUAGAGCGAAUAGAAUCAUGGGAGAUGGAAGUUGGAACACGAGAUACUGGGAGUGGAAAUUAAUUCAAUGCACCGCAAUGCACAAUAAAUUUAGAAAUAACCCCCACCCCCUUCCCCAAGAAAAAACUGGAGAAGUGGAAAUUUGUAGAGAUAAUUUCAAUUUUAUGGCAAGGUCUUAGUGCGAUUGUUCAUCCCGGCUUCACCCAUAUUACACAUCAUCCAACCCAACCUUGUAAGUCCACUAAAGCCAGCUAAAAUAAAAAAAUUUCAUUUAAA